Anopheles darlingi is the source of this 2026-nucleotide messenger RNA. It is a transcript of the gene Sans, whose product is annotated as Usher syndrome type-1G protein homolog. The transcript is spliced from 8 exons. Bases 308 to 1798 code for a protein of 496 amino acids. Gene Ontology annotation, molecular function: protein binding. NCBI's taxonomy places the organism in Eukaryota, Metazoa, Arthropoda, Insecta, Diptera, Culicidae. The record is from RefSeq and is a predicted model, not a curated record.
AAGGGUAAAGCGAGGCUGCUCAGUUCAAAAGUGAUCGCGGUAGCCUUUCCAUCUACCAGUCCCCAGUAGUCCCAGACCACCCGAUCUUUCGACCGCAGCGAUCUCUCCGCUUAGCAGCAGUGUCCAUCGACCGAAGAGGAACCACAGACGUCACCGAGGGUUGAAUUUGCAUCGAUUCAAAAACCCCAUCAAACGCCGUUCUGGUGGCACAGCCUCCUCCAUUGGCAGUGCUCAAGCCGUGAAGCGACACGGCGUCGUUUCAAUGAGAGCGGAAAUAGAUGCCUACCGGUGGUAGAAUACGGAAGCGAUGUCGUCAGAUAGGAUACACCGCGCCGCCAAAGAUGGGCUGCUGGACGUGUUGCGGGAAGCGACCCGUUCCGAGACCAACGCCAAAGAUGUGGACGGCAUGACGCCCGUCCUGUGGGCCGCGUUCGAGGGCCAUUUCGAUGCUUUAAAACUCCUAGUCGCCCGCGGUGGGGAUCCGGACAAGGCGGAUCAGUUUGGUAAUACUGCGUUACAUCUAGCAGCAGCCAAGGGACACAUGCAAUGCGUCGACUUUCUCGUGCAGUUCGGCGUUAACAUCUACGCGCUUGACAUCGACCAUCACAGUGCGCAGGACCUGGCGGCGAUCAACAAUCGGGAUCAUAUCUUGCGGUACCUCGAUGGGGCGGCGGCAACCCUAGAAGCCACAGAUCGGAAGCGGGCUCACGAGUUCAAGGAGCAAGCCAAAAAGAAGUCCGAGAAACGAGCGCGUGAGUUCGUCAGCCGGCAGCAAAAGAUCGAGCGGGAACAGGAUGCGACGGUGCGCACGGUGCGACCGCAUCGUCCCUCGAACAUGCUGCAGGCGCUCAAACACAAACUUUGGUCCGGUAGCCAGGGUAAUCUGUUGCAAAGCCAGCGGUUGACUGAUCCCUUGCCACCGGCAUCAACCAAAUUCAGUACCCUCGUAGGCGGUGGCGCUGGUGGUACGGUGACGCGUGGUGGUGGCGCAGUCAAAAAGCGUGCUGACGCCGCGAAGGUUCGACAGCAGAUGGAAAACGGAGAUUUCAAGAUCGGCGAGAUGGAAGCGAAUGGUAAGCGGAGUGUACGAUCGAUACAGGGAUUGCGGCGGGACUCGGAAGUGCUCUACGUCGGUACAUACAGUUCGAACGAAGAGUCGAAUGCCUCGGAUCGGCGGGGCAAGCUGAAGGAUGUGUUUGAUGUCUCCGACUCCAAUGGCUGUGCGGAUGAUGAUGCGGACGAGGACAGUGGUAGUGCGGCGAGUGGCAAGUUUGGGACCAUUUCGCGUUCCCUCAGUCAGCCGGACUUCCUGGCCAACGCAACCGACGAGGUGACGGAAGAUGUAAUGCUGCAGCGUCCAUCCGGAUUAUUCAGUAGACCCUCGUUCGGCAAUCUGGCAUUUCCACGAUCGGUAUCUAACGUGUUGGCCCAGCUCGGCAACGAAAACUCGUCCAGUGCUUCCUCCGAUGGUUCGGUGAAGGCGAAACCGACAAAGGGCGCUAUCAAACCACGUUCCCAGCUCGUCAUUUCCGACUCGGAGUCAGAUGUAGAAAGCUCAGACAACGACGAAAACGAUUCGUUGGCGAUACUACGGUUUCUGGCUGCGUUCAAACUGGAGGAUUAUUAUCCGGUAUUCCAAAAGAACGAGAUCGACAUGGAAACGCUGAUGAUGCUCACGGAAACGGAUAUCAAAUCGUUGGGCCUACCGCUAGGACCGUACCGACGGCUGUGCAAUGCAAUACAGGAACGCAAGGAAGCGCUCGCCCAGCCGGGCACCAUUUCCGAUAGUCGGCUCUAAGCCAUCGAUGAAGCAGCAGCGUCUUUUGAUCGAGAGGAUUGCGAACGAGAUGCGCAUUUACAAUCACCUAUGUACAGUCUGUCAAGGGGGGCGGCGUAGCUUAACGCUUUUAAGUUUUAUUUCCUUCCGUGCAGUUCCAUCGAUACACAGAUCACGCGACGGAAGGCUGGAUUAAAUUAUUGUGAAUUUUAAAUGGUAGAACUCAGUAAAAGUUGAGACAAAACACAA